Messenger RNA from Protopolystoma xenopodis, 1077 nucleotides. The record is from the annotation of a GenBank genome assembly. NCBI's taxonomy places the organism in Eukaryota, Metazoa, Platyhelminthes, Monogenea, Polystomatidea, Polystomatidae.
AUGUCCAAGCCCCCUGCUAUUGGCAUUGACCUCGGCACUACCUACUCAUGUGUUGGUGUAUUCCAGCAUGGCAAGGUUGAAAUUAUCGCAAAUGAUCAAGGCAACAGGACCACUCCUAGCUAUGUCGCCUUUACUGACACCGAACGCCUAAUCGGUGAUGCUGCAAAGAAUCAGGUCGCCAUGAACCCUAGCAAUACUGUCUUCGACGCCAAGCGCUUAAUAGGCAGACGGUUCGAGGAUGCUCCCGUCCAGGACGACAUGAAGCAUUGGUCCUUCACCGUCGUUAGCGAAGGAGGGAAGCCGAAGAUCAAGGUUAACUAUAGGGGCGCCGAUAAAACCUUCUAUCCCGAAGAAAUCUCUUCCAUGGUUCUCAUCAAGAUGAAGGAAACCGCGGAAGCGUAUCUCGGCAAGACUGUCACCGACGCUGUUGUCACUGUUCCGGCCUACUUCAACGACAGUCAGCGUCAAGCUACUAAGGAUGCUGGUACGAUUGCCGGUCUGAAUGUACUCAGGAUAAUCAACGAACCUACGGCCGCUGCUAUUGCCUACGGCUUAGACAAGAAGAUAGGUUGUGAGCGUAACGUCUUGAUCUUUGAUCUUGGCGGUGGCACCUUCGAUGUCUCCAUAUUGACAAUCGAGGAUGGUAUCUUCGAGGUCAAGUCCACGGCCGGUGACACCCAUCUCGGCGGUGAGGACUUUGACAAUAGAAUGGUCAAUCAUUUUGUACAAGAGUUCAAGCGAAAGUACAAGAAGGACAUCACUGAUAACAAGCGAGCAGUCCGACGUCUUAGGACGGCUUGUGAACGAGCUAAGAGGACUCUCAGCUCCAGCGCGCAGGCCAACGUUGAGAUUGAUUCCCUCUACGACGGCAUAGACUUUUACACCUCUGUCACCCGAGCUAGGUUCGAGGAGCUGAAUGCCGAUCUCUUCCGCAGCACUCUGGAUCCGGUCGAAAAGUCCUUACGCGAUGCAAAGCUCGAUAAAUCCGCCGUUCACGAUAUUGUACUAGUCGGUGGCUCUACUCGUAUCCCCAAGAUCCAGAAGCUCUUACAGGACUUCUUCAGCGGCAAGGAACUG